AUGGCUAACUCAAUGCUCGACUCGCCGCCGCAGCUCCCUGCCGCCGGCCCUUGGGGCUCUCUGUUCGCCGUCCAGGAACCCGCGAAGCCUCGGCGUGUGUCGGUGGCGCUACCGUUCGCUCCCAAGAAGAUGCCGGCGUACCGGUACGGCAUGAAGCGGAACCUGGAGAUGUGCACCGAGGCGCUCGGGUGCGAGACCGGUGGCGUCGACCCAGCCGCUGACGACGCCGACGAGGGCGUGGAGCGCAAGAGGAAAUACAGGGAGGAGGAGGAGGAGGAGACCAAGGUGGAGCGGACGGAGCGGAGGGCGCGCGUGCUGCCACCGCCGCUGACGACGCUGGCGGCUGGCGCGACCCGCAUGCGCAUGGUCCACGAGCGACGCGGCGGGCGGCUAGAGGUGUACGCCGUGCGGGCCUCCGGAAUGGAGGCCGAGCGGAGCGGCGGCCGUCUUCGGCUCCGCCUCAUGCCCUGCGCCGGCUGCAAUGCCGCCGCCGUGUGCAGCAGCCAACAAGAACCGCAAGAAGCAGAGGAAGAUGAGACAGAGGAGGUUGAUCAGCAGCGGCAGCAGCAGUGCGUGGUCCCCAAGUACGUGCGCCGCGAGCGGUGCCUGAAGGUGGAGAGUGGCGCCACGGCGGCGAGGUGCAGCAUCAAAUGGGAGCAGGAGCAGGCUGCCGCGUUCUGGGUGGCAACCACCUGA
Aegilops tauschii subsp. strangulata is the source of this 696-nucleotide messenger RNA. The record is from RefSeq and is a predicted model, not a curated record. NCBI's taxonomy places the organism in Eukaryota, Viridiplantae, Streptophyta, Magnoliopsida, Poales, Poaceae.